AUGGAGUGGUGUUCCAUUACUUGUAGGGCGUUGGUGGUUUCAAUGGUAUUGUUAUUAUAUAACAUGCUCUUGAUCUCAUCACCACCUGCUGCUGCUGCUACAACUGAGGCACAGGUGGAGGCUGAGGCCGAGGCUCUCCGCAACUCCACUUGGUGGUGGUACAUGGAAAACACUACUUCUCAUCACUGCACAUGGGAAGGCAUCACCUGCAACACGGAGGGACAUGUCGUUCGAAUUACCUAUUCAUAUAUCGAUGGUAAAAUGGUUGAGCUUAGCAAGUUGAAGUUUUCUUCAUUUCCCAGCCUCCUCCAUCUCAACGUUAGCCAUUCUUCCAUGUAUGGUCGCAUCCCAGAUGAGAUAGGUAUGCUUACAAAACUCACUUACCUCCGUAUAUCUGAAUGUGAUGUUCAUGGUGAGCUACCUGUUUCACUGGGUAACCUUACUCUAUUAGAGGAAUUGGAUUUGGCUUAUAACAAUCUCUCUGGUGUCAUCCCUUCCUCUCUUGGAUAUUUGAAGAAUCUUAUUCAUUUGGAUUUGAGUUUUAACUAUGGGCUCUCUGGUGUCAUCCCUUCCUCUCUUGGAUAUUUGAAGAAUCUGAAAUAUUUAGACCUUAGCAUCAAUGAAAUCAAUGGUUCUAUUCCUUACCAAAUUGGGAAUUUGGAGAAUCUUACUCAUUUGUAUUUGCAUCAUUGUUAUUUCUUUGUCUACAACCUUGUUUCUUUUUUUGUGGUCCUUGGGUUUCUCCUAAUUUCACGGAAGACAAGAAAAAUUCAAACCAAGGAAAUACCAACAAAAAAUGGAGAUAUAUUUUCAGUAUGGAACUAUGAUGGGAAGAUUGCCUAUGAAGAUAUCAUUAAAGCAACAGAAGACUUUGACAUCAAAUAUUGCAUAGGUACAGGAGGCUAUGGCAGUGUUUACAAGGCUCAAUUGCCUACAGGCAAUGUGGUAGCCCUGAAAAAGCUACAUGGAUGGGAAAGAGAUGAGGCAACAUACUUGAAAAGUUUUCAAAAUGAGGUGCAAAUAUUAUCAAAGAUACGCCAUCGAAAUAUUGUAAAACUUCAAGGCUAUUGUCUACACAAAAGAUGCAUGUUUUUUAUUUACAAUUACAUGGGAAGAGGAAGCUUGUAUUGUGUAUUGAGUAAUGAAGUUGAAGCUUUGGAAUUGGAUUGGAUUAAAAGGGUGAAUGUGGUUAAAAGCAUAGUCCAUGCCGUAUGCUACAUGCAUCAUGAUUGUACUCCGCCCAUUAUUCAUAGGGACAUAUCAAGCAAUAAUAUUCUUUUGGACUCCAAGUUGGAUGCUUUUCUAUCAGAUUUUGGCACCGCUAGACUGCUACAUCCUGAUUCAUCUAAUCAAACCCUUCUUGCAGGCACUUAUGGUUACAUAGCACCAGAGCUUGCCUACACUAUGGUUGUGACGGAAAAAUGUGAUGUUUACAGCUUUGGAGUGGUGGCGCUUGAGACAAUGAUGGGAAAGCAUCCAGGAGAACUUUUCACCUUAUUGUCUUUCUCAUCAACUCAAAACAUAAUGCUCACUGAUAUAUUAGAUUCACGUCUCCCAUCUCCUCAAGAUCAACAAGUUGCUAGAGAUGUAGUUCUUGUGGUUUGGUUGGCACUCAAAUGCAUACAUUCUAAUCUGAGAUCUCGUCCAACAAUGCAACACAUCUCAUCAAAGCUUCUUACUCAAUCACCAUUUCUUGGCCCUUUUCAUAGGAUUUCACUUUGGCAAUUGAAUGCUCUAGAAAUAUAAUUAGGUAACUAGCAUGCAGUGAUGAUACCAAUUUUGAUUUGUUUUCAUAUUACUAGUUGUGCUCCAAAUUUUGUUUCAACUUUGUAAUUUUCAUAAGCCAAGAUGAUCUAUUAAUAUAUUUAGAUGGGUGGAUGUUAAAUUGAA
Molecule: messenger RNA, 1890 nt
Organism: Vitis riparia (riverbank grape)
Lineage: Eukaryota; Viridiplantae; Streptophyta; Magnoliopsida; Vitales; Vitaceae
Product: probable leucine-rich repeat receptor-like protein kinase At1g35710
Exons: 3
Coding region: 1-1746 (581 amino acids)
Biological process (GO): protein phosphorylation
Molecular function (GO): protein binding; ATP binding; protein kinase activity
Source: RefSeq, a predicted model, not a curated record